CCGGGGCGGGCGGCGGGGCCCGCCGGGCGGCCGGCGCCAUGGGCACGGUGCUGUCGCUGUCGCCGAGCUACCGGAAGGCCCCGCUGUUCGAGGAGGGGGCGGCCACGGUGGGGCACUACACGGCGGUGCAGAACAGCAAGAACGCCAAGGAGAAGGGCCUGAAGCGGCACUCGCUCAUCUCGGUGCUGCCCUGGAAGCGCAUCGCCGCCGUCUCCGCCAAGAAGAAGAGCUCCAAGAAGGUGCAGCCCAACGGCGGCUACCAGAGCAACGUGACCCACCUCAACAACGAGAACCUGAAGAAGUCCCUGUCGUGCGCCAACCUCGCCACCUUCGCCCCGCCGCCGCCCGCCGCCGCCGCCGCCGCCCUCGCCUCGGCGCAGAAGGUGCCGCCGGCCGCGCCCGCCGCCGCCGCCGCGACCCCGCGCCGGGUGGUGGUGCAGGCGUCCACCAGCGAGCUGCUGCGCUGCCUCGGCGAGUUCCUGUGCCGCCGCUGCUACCGCCUCAAGCACCUCUCGCCCACCGACCCCGUGCUCUGGCUGCGCUCCGUGGACCGCUCGCUGCUGCUGCAGGGCUGGCAGGACCAGGGCUUCAUCACGCCCGCCAACGUGGUCUUCCUCUACAUGCUGUGCCGGGACGUCAUCUCGGCCGAGGUGGCCACCGACCACGAACUGCAGGCAGUGCUGCUCACCUGCCUGUACCUGUCCUACUCCUACAUGGGCAACGAGAUCUCCUACCCGCUCAAGCCCUUCCUGGUGGAGAGCUGUAAGGAGGCCUUCUGGGACCGCUGCCUCUCCAUCAUCGACCUCAUGAGCCCCAAGAUGCUGCAGGUCAACGCCGACCCGCACUACUUCACGCAGGUCUUCGCCGACCUCAAGAAGGAGAGCGGCUCCGAGGAGAAGGGGCGGCUGCUCAUCGGCCUCGACCGUGGUAUGGCGCAUGCAAACAGGAGCAUUUUGUGUCUUCAGAGCAAAAAACACGGAAAAAGGCAAAAAAAACCACGUUAAAAAACAAAACUGGAGGAGAAAAAAAAAACCUGAAUGAGAGAGAUGGCUGGGAAAAAAAUGUGACAGCCAGAGCUGGCUGGAAAAAUGGCACCCAGGGAUGAUGGCUGGGAGAUAACUGCACCCAGGGAUGAUGGCUGGGAGAUGACAGCACCCAGGGAUGAUGGCUGGGAGAUAACAGCAUCCAGGGAUGAUGGCUGGGAGAUGACAGCACCCAGGGAUGAUGGCUGGGAGAUAACUGCAUCCAGGGAUGAUGGCUGGGAGAUAACAGCACCCAGGGAUGAUGGCUGGGAGAUAACUGCACCCAGGGAUGAUGGCUGUAUAAAAAUGACACCCAGAGCUGUCUGGAAAAUGAUACCCAGAGAGGAUGGCUGGAAAAUAACGACAACCAGAGAUGGCUGUAGGAUUGUCACCCAGGCUGCCUGUAGGAUUGUCACCCAGCUGGCUGUAUGGUUGCUACCCAGACUGCCUGUAGGAUUGCCACCCAGCUGCCUGUAGGAUUGCCACCCAGGCUGCCUGUAGGAUUGUCACCCAGCUGCCUGUAGGAUUGCCACCCAGCUGCCUGUAGGAUUGCCACCCAGCUGCCUGUAGGAUUGUCACCCAGCUGGCUGUAUGGUUGCUACCCAGGCUGCCUGUAGGAUUGCCACCCAGCUGCCUGUAGGAUGCCCCGUGCCCAGGAGGCGCCGGCAGCGCGGUGCCGCAGCGCUGAGCCCGGCAGGCCCAGGCACCUCCUGCUGCUUCUGGCUUUUAACCAUUCUCGAUUUUUUCCUCUGUGUGUGUGUUUUCUUUCCCCCUCCGUGUGCACAGCUGUGGCUGGGUUCAGGCCCGUGGGGCGUUUCAGAGGGAGGGAUGCUGUGGCCGCUGCCCGUGGGACCCCGCUGACACCGUUGUCUGUACAGACCUUUUUCUUUUCCUCUCUCAUUUUUUUUAGUGCAAUCUCUUCUGUAGCUCUUUGUUGACCAAAUUGGUGGGUGUUGUUACUGGAUUAAUUUAUACUCGUCUCACUGUGUGUGUGUGGUGUGUUUGUAGGUGUGUGUGGUGGAUAACCCGGCGCCUGUGUCGUGGGGCUCCGUGUGCCUGCCAUCUACCCCCCACCCCUUCUUUUUAUUUAUUUUUGUACUGUGCUGAUGAAAUAAAACUGCACUGACCAUCCAUUA
Molecule: messenger RNA, 2158 nt
Organism: Colius striatus (speckled mousebird)
Lineage: Eukaryota; Metazoa; Chordata; Aves; Coliiformes; Coliidae
Product: cyclin-dependent kinase 5 activator 1-like
Exons: 2
Coding region: 39-1004 (321 amino acids)
Biological process (GO): activation of protein kinase activity; positive regulation of cyclin-dependent protein serine/threonine kinase activity; brain development
Cellular component (GO): cytoplasm; protein kinase 5 complex
Molecular function (GO): cyclin-dependent protein serine/threonine kinase activator activity; protein kinase binding
Source: RefSeq, a predicted model, not a curated record